Messenger RNA from Wallemia mellicola CBS 633.66, 4899 nucleotides. RefSeq lists its product as hypothetical. The transcript is spliced from 6 exons. The coding region runs from base 337 to 4884 and encodes 1515 amino acids. The record is from RefSeq and is a predicted model, not a curated record. NCBI's taxonomy places the organism in Eukaryota, Fungi, Basidiomycota, Wallemiomycetes, Wallemiales, Wallemiaceae.
GAGGUUAUUCCCGCCACGGUAGGUGUACCCUCCACCCCCAGAAUCGCUUUUGCUUCCCUGACGCUUAUCUGAAUCGUGAUGAACUCUAACAACGAUCAUCAAUAAUGAAAAAUUUAUAUCUCCGUUGUCUUUUUUUUUAAGAAGACGCGUUAUUUCCUCUUCCAGAAUUCACUUACUCUUUUCGGUAGGUAGCGUGCCAUCAUCCAUUUAGGCUAGCGUAUUUGAUUUUCUCCUUCUUUUAGAAACUAUUUCAAGAUUAAAGCAAUUAGAAAAUACUCAAGUUCAAACAAUUCCAGACUAAGAUCACGUUCACCACCAUCACCAAUAAAAGAUCCAAUGAACAACGAGCAUAUGAACCCAACACAAGACCCACAACCAACGCGCAGAAGGUAUACGCGCGCUUUAAGCUUAGGUUCUAGUUUGAAUUCAGCCAAUAGUGAAAAGCGUAGCAAUGUACUUGGUAUACACUUCAGUCCACAAGUUGAAGACGAUGACAUUCACGAAGUCUCUCAACCGCACCCACAUAGACGUUCAGGUAGUCCGCUUAAAGGUCCACGUCCACCUCCGGGAGCAUCAGCAGCUGGUUUGCCGAGUUCCAGAGAUUUCGAAGGCCAGAGCGUACACACUUCUCGCUCUAACUCACCCUCAAAAACUGUGAGAAUUAUUUCCCCACAAUCAGAAGCCUUAUUGUCUUUCCAUGAACAGAAUCCGAACAAACACCAAGAACACGUCCAGAAGCGAAAUGAAUUUGAAAAGGCAGAAGCUAUUGUUAUGGAGAGAAAUCCAACUAAUGAAAGUGAAGCCAGUGUCAACUUUGACGCCGUCAAUAGAAAAUUGGGGCAUAUGCACAUCGAGAAUCAAAAGAAUUCUGAUACUGGAACACCCCAAAUGGAAAAUUCACCAAAACAUCCAUUACGCGUUACAAAUCCAUCUGCUUCAACCACUUCACUUGAUGCUACCCUAGGAAAGCAGCAGAAAGAAGAAGAGAUAGCAGAUGAGAUUGGUGAUGAAAAUCUUAAACAGGAACAAGUUCAGGAAGUCGAGGAAUCUCAUCAUAGUGAGCAAAUCAAGUCAGAUAACAAGUCUGAGCUCUCUCACAAGUCACGUAAAUCAGAUCAUUCCAACAGAUCAAAGCAAACUCAUAAGUCAAACAAUGAUGAGCAGUACUCUUCAGUAAUACCACCAAGAACAUCAUCGAAAAUGGGCGUAGAUGGAGCUGAGCAGUCUUUUGAGGAGCAAAAGGAAUUACCAAAUGAUAGAGAUCAGAUCCCAGUAAGGAAGCGUUCACAGACCUUACCCCAAAACCCUCGCAUCCAACUUCAAGCUCCAGCUAUGCGUGUUACCCAGUCUACUCAACCGGAGAGAAGUGAGGGUAUGGUAGAUAAAUCCAAGAGAUCAGUUUCUGCUCAACAGCAAGCAGUUAGUUCACCAUCGAGACACAACACAUCAUCAACUAGAUCACCAGAGAAUGCUUCGAUGUUGAAAUACGCUCAUCUUGAUUUCUUAUCAAAGCCACCAUCUUCCACUGAAUUCCCACACGCACCUAAGCUUAACACGAGAUCUGGAUCAAACUUUUCAUUGAAUGCUAGCUCAAUUGGAUCAAAUGGUGUUGAUAUUAGAUCAUCAAGAGGUAUGAGAGGUCUCGCACACGCAGAAAGAGGUGGUGGUGCUGUCAAAUUCGACGUUCAGAAAGGUGGAUUUGUCACUCCUUCCAACUCAUCUUGUUCAACUCAAGCAGGUGUUAUCGAUCCACCUUCUACGCGAUUCGAUGCUGACGCAGUUACUGGAAAGAUUGGUCAAGUCGGUCAACAUAAUAAGAAGAUCCAAAAAGCUCGCUCUCAAGGUGACUUACUUAGGCAGACUACCUUGCUCAACACUUCCACUUCACCAGCCAGAACUGCAAGAGAAUUGAGGGCUGUUCUCUCCGGUGGUAGCAGGUUCGGCAGCAAUUCACAUCAGAUUACUCUCGAACAAUCACGCACGAGAUCAAGAGCGGAAGUUGAUCUAGUUCUUGAUAGUGAGGCUGUCGUCGAAGGUGGUGUCCUUGGUGGUCGAAUGGAUGUCAAGCUUGCUAAUGAUAAGGUCUGGUGGGGUAAUGGUAAAGUUCGUGUUGUUGGUUUUGAAGAUCUCCAAGCUGAUGAGACUCGCCAUGUUUUCUUCCACCAUGAUGCUCCUGUUGACUUCUAUCCACCUGCUGGAUAUGGCCUGCCAGAUGAUGAAGGAUACUACCGCGGUGUCAACACGAAGAAAGGUAGACGCAAGGAUAAUAGAAUCUCACUUCCUUUCAAGAUCAAGCUGCCAAUUGGUGGUGGUGCAAAAGGCCCACUCAAGUCGAAGAGUGGCUUUGUCCGUUACAUAGUUAUUGGCUCUAUUCAUCUUAAGAACCACAAAUCCAGUGAUAGAUCAAUCGCGCAUUUCUACAGAUAUGUUACAAUUUAUCCUUUGCUAUCUCCUUCGAGCGUUUUAGCACCAGCACCCGUACCAAUCAUGCAGACAGCUUCAAAGCCUCUCUUCCUGGGUGGAAAGGGCCCAAUCAAUUUAACAGCUAGCGUCCACCGUCCACAUUGGGUUGCUGGUCAACGUUGUUAUGUCAUGAUUACAAUCGAUAAUAAUAGUAGCAAGAGGGUUAAAUCUGUUAGCUUGUCCCUUAACAGGACUAUCAUUGCUUAUAGGCCACGUCCAUAUGCUUCUUUAAUGGUUGGUGACGACCUUGAUGCAUGCCAAACCACUACAAACACCAAGAGAAUCGCCGAAGAGAAGCUUGAAAUAGGUUCAAAGGGUACUUCUGGUCAUGUUACGGCUAAAGGCUGGUUCAGAGGUGUUGACUCAGGUGAACAGCUUGAGUUCUCUUCAUCGUUGCAAGUUCCUUCUGAUGCACUUACUAUCCCUCGCACACGUUUAUUGGAGGUAAAUUACACACUUCGCAUCGGUGUCGCUGGAUCAUUGUCCAAGGGAGACGUAUCAGUCGAACUUCCAGUCAAGUUUAUUAACUUCUUGUCGAUCGAUCCUCCACCUUCAGCCCAUCCACCAACUCCUAUGCCUAUGAAUUCUGUCUCAGGUGUAACACCAACUGAUGCAGAAUUAGUGAAGUCGGCUGCAUUAGAAAGACACAAGCAGGACAUUGAGAGGGCUAAAUCACCAUCAAAUGAUGUUAAGACAGUGGAUGCAUUGAGAGGUACUGCUAAGAUAUCUCCACCAGCUCUUCAUGCUCAAUCUUCUGUUAAAGCUCAAACAGGUAACACUGUCUUUAAUGAGGGGGGUCCAAAGAUCUCACAAAUGGAUAUCAUUGAUGAAGCACUCUUUAAUGCGUCGGUAUCACGCAGAGGUAAAGGCGGUAAGCCACCUUCACCAUUACCAGUUGAUGAUAUGGAUACCACCGCUGAACAAGAGCAAUCUUCUAAUAAUCAUGAUGAUAGCACAAUGAAUGAAACUACUCAAGAUAUGACUGAAGAUUCACAUAUGACUGAUUCUCAAGCAGAUGGUAUCUCAGAGGAUGAAGAUGACAGUGGCUCAGAGGUGAGCUUUGACGAGAAUGAUAUUAGUGAGCCUGCUAUCAACGUGGAGCCAGAAGAACAUAAUGAUGGCAAUGAAAAGAAACGUCCAAGUUCGCGCCCAUCACUAGCAGAAAGUAGAAGGGAGACACUUUUGAAUGCAAUUAAAGAUGAUGACGAGGAUUCAGCCUCUAUUGAUCAAAAUGAGUCUAAUUCAAAUGGCGAACAUGAAGAUAUAGUAGAGGAAACUCCAAAACUUGAUAUUCAUAGCCCAACUGGUGACUUCCACGAUGCUCAUGACUUCGAAGAGGAAGAGAACGAGAAGCAAGAAGCUUCCCAUGCUGCCCCAGAAGAUGUUAAAGAUGAGCCUGAAGAGGUUGAGAUUAAGGUUGAGGAACCGAAGCAUGAUGAGCCUGAAAUUGAACCAAAAGGUGAACCUGUUUCAGAGCAGAUCAAGAGCGAAAUGGAGGAACCUCAACAAAUCCACGAAGAGGAAGAGUUGGAGGAAAGUGACGAAGAAGAAGUAGAAGAACAUGAGAAGGUGGAUGACGAUCAAUCCCCUCCACCAGUUGGUCUUCCACAACUUGCUCAAGAUCCGUUGGAUCAUCGCUCACUGGCACAAUCUCGUGCAUCUCACCUUUCUGGUGGAGAUGUUAUGGCUUCAAUGGCAUAUCUCAGCUCACCAAUUAAUGAUGUCGAAGAACCUGUGCAAUCAGUGCAUCAAACUGCUAGACGCCCACUUCCAGAAUCACCUCAAUCAUCCUCUGGUAAGAUGACAGCUCAUGAGCAAGUCAAUCGCAAUAGUCCAUCUGUUCGUAGCGAUGAGAAGUCACCAAGCACAAGGCCUGAACCUAAGCGUACUGCUUCAGAAGAUCCAUUCUCACCUACAUUCAUGGAACAGCAUCAACAAAAGGAACUACCAUUGUCUCCGUCUAACAAGACACCAAACUCACCAUCAUUCUGGUCACCUGCUUCCAAAGCAGCUGCUGCUAUGCCACAACUUCAUCCAGUAAAGACCGACGGAAUAAGCAGAAAUGAAGAAGAAGCUGAACUUGAAACACCAACAAAAGUUUUGAACUCUACAAAUGAGUACUCGUUUGAUACAUUCAAAAGAUACGCCGCUGCUUACACCGUACCAUCACCAUCAGCAGAAUCUGAUAAGAGUCAGCCUGUGUCAGUCAAGGGACGCGUUGCUCAAUUUGAACAAACUGGGGGAGGCUCUAACAGAUCAAGUAUAAACUUUGAACCAUCACAGUUGAUCAAAGACAGAGCUGUGAGAAGACAAUUAAGUGCGCUUAGCAAGAAAUCAACAGAUAGUUUAAGGCCAGGUUCACAAAAUGGCGAAAACUUUAAUACCACUUCAAUGGAUAUUUUCAACAGGUGGAAUGAAUAAACGAACUAUUUAAAC